CUCAAAAUUAGACAUGGCAGGUACGUCAACGACGGUAUUUCUGUUGUUUGUGUUAUCAGUGGCGGGAAUAGAAGGAGCGAGAAUAUUAGCAUACUUUCCAACGCCAUCGAUAAGUCAUCAAGUUGUCUUCCGUCCUAUAAUACACGAAUUAGCGAGAAGAGGUCAUGAAGUAACUGUCGUCACCACUGAUCCGGUAUUCACGAAAGGAAAUCCUCUUGCGAAUCUAACAGAGAUUGAUGUCCACGAUGUAUCCUAUAGUAAAUGGAGAGAUGUGCUUAAGCACCACACCGGAAAUAAAGACGAUGUGUUAAAUCAAAUAAGAAUGAUAUUCGAAAGGUUGGCAAUUAUACUUGAUGCGCAGAUGGAAACACCACAGGUGAAAAAUAUGCUAAAAAAUAAAGAUAGAAAGUAUUUUGAUUUACUUAUACUUGAAGCUUGCAACCGUCCUCUUUUUGGUAUUACUCAAAUGUUUGAUGCACCGACAAUUGUAAUAAGUUCUUUCGGUGCAGUACCCGUUCAAUAUAGUGCUAUGGGUGCACCAAUGCAUCCUUUAAUAUAUCCUACACUUGGUCGACAGAAGCUAUACAAUCUAACACUUUGGGAUAAAUUCUUGGAAAUGUUCAAAUACGUGGCAUUCGACAUUAUAGUUUCGACAACUGAAGCUUUUGACUAUCAAAUAAUGCGGAAACAUUUCGGUAGCGAAGUCCCCUCUUAUCAUGAAUUGGGUAAAAGAAUACAAAUGAUGUUUUUGAACGAACAUCCCAUUUGGGCAGAUAAUCACCCUGUACCACCAAGUAUCGUUUAUAUCGGCGGUAUACAUCAAGCUGUAGAAAAAGAGUUACCUAAGGACCUCAAAAACUAUCUGGAUUCGUCGAAAAAUGGUGUUAUAUAUGUGAGCUUUGGUACGAAUGUUGUACCAUCUCUUUUGCCAGCGGAAAAAAUUAAAGCUAUAGCAAAAGUAUUUUCUGAACUACCUUACGACGUACUAUGGAAAUGGGAUCAGGACACACUACCAGGACAAUCGAAGAAUAUUAAAAUAUCUAAAUGGUUCCCUCAAACUGACGUUUUAAGACAUCCCAAUGUAAAAUUAUUCAUUACGCAAGGAGGACUACAAUCGACUGACGAAGCUAUCGAUGCUACUGUGCCAUUAAUUGGCAUUCCAAUGUUAGCAGAUCAAUGGUAUAAUGUAGAAAAAUAUGUUUAUCACCGAAUCGGUAAACAACUUGAUAUGACGACUUUAACAGAAAAGGAAUUCAAGGACUCCAUAACGACUGUGAUCACUGAUAAGAGCUACAAAAACAACAUCAUGAGGCUAAAAGCACUGAUGAGGUCGCACCCGAUCAAGCCCGUCGAUAAAGCCGUCUGGUGGGUGGAACAUGUCUUGAAGUAUGGCGCUGGUCACCUUCAGAGCCCUGCAGCUCACAUGUCGUGGUUUGAUUAUUAUGAAAUUAAAUUAGUUCUCAUAACAAUUGCCAUCAUUAUAUCUAUUUUAGCCCUGUUAAGUUAUAUCCUUAAACUAGUUAUCAGUUUUGUAUACAGAUUGCUUAAAAAUAAUAUUAAGCUUAAACGCCAAUAGACCUGUGAUAUUUAUUAAUAAAAUCCAGUUCACACGGAUUUUAGUGUAAAAUUUAUGUAAUAAUGAAAUAUAUUUCACCUAUGGAUAAUUUUAUUUCGUUUGGUGUAAACGGUGAUAUUU
This is a messenger RNA of Vanessa atalanta (red admiral), 1696 nucleotides long. Its product is annotated as UDP-glucosyltransferase 2-like. Gene Ontology annotation, molecular function: UDP-glycosyltransferase activity. The record is from RefSeq and is a predicted model, not a curated record. NCBI's taxonomy places the organism in Eukaryota, Metazoa, Arthropoda, Insecta, Lepidoptera, Nymphalidae. Bases 14 to 1576 code for a protein of 520 amino acids. The transcript has 4 exons.